Molecule: messenger RNA, 14255 nt
Organism: Gambusia affinis (western mosquitofish)
Lineage: Eukaryota; Metazoa; Chordata; Actinopteri; Cyprinodontiformes; Poeciliidae
Gene: wnk3
Product: serine/threonine-protein kinase WNK3
Exons: 25
Coding region: 976-10605 (3209 amino acids)
Biological process (GO): negative regulation of sodium ion transport; positive regulation of sodium ion transmembrane transporter activity; intracellular signal transduction
Cellular component (GO): cytoplasm; cytosol
Molecular function (GO): chloride channel inhibitor activity; protein serine/threonine kinase activity; ATP binding
Source: RefSeq, a predicted model, not a curated record
UGGCAGCGCGCGCUCUGCCUGUACGCACGCGAACCUGCUGCUAACCAUUAGUAGCCCUCUUGUCAGCGAUGUACACAAGUUACUGAAAUUUUACGGAUUACCGUCACUGGCCGACUGCGGACUGCUCACAGCCGACCAACCGAGCAGCUAGUGGAUGAGAAAAUGAGUGAACCGACGUUAAGCAUAGUCUGAACUGGAACACGUCCGCCGGCUGUUCGCCCGCUGCCUCGCUGUCACACACGGACACCGAUGCUCGACGGCUCCGGUGGUGGUGGGGGAUUUUCCAGCCGUUAUCACCGCGACCAGCCGGGAAGAUGUUUGGCUUGGAGAAAACGGAGCCCCGAUUUUUUUCUUAAAUUGUGUUUUUCCAAUAAGUGUAGAUAAUUUUUAUAUGAGAGUGUGAUGUAAAUUUGGCUUAGGUAAUCCGGACAUUUGUAAAUAGGCAAUAAAAAUCCCGUUUACAGUCAGUAUAUUUAAGCUACCCUUUUUUUAAUUAAAUCAACCCAGGACUGAUGAGGUAUGACGUUACAUUCAGAUUCACUUGAAGAUCUUCAGAGAAAAAAAAUCUUCAGCUUUCACAGGAGGUGUGAAAACCUCUGGAUUAGUGUGCUGCUCAACAAACAUGUCAAUUCCUUUGGGUUCUGCUACACAAGUGGAUUUUGACAAACAUGUAGAAAAAUUAGGAUAAGGACACUAGAGACAAAAGCUAUUCUUUAGUGCCCGUGCUGUCAUCCUUAUGAAUUACUGAGUAGAAUAUUAGAAUAAGACACAAAUGAGGAAAAAGUAGAUAAGAGGGAGAGAAAGCCUGCAAUCUCAACCAACUGUAACCUGAAUCACAAAUAAAGAACUUUUCAGAACAAAAGUGGUGACUGGCUGACCACAGAAACAGAGAGAGACGGGGACUGACGGAGGAGCAAGGUUUUGGAGGAGGAGGCGAAGGAGGAGGUCUCGAAGGUUUAGGAAAGAUCUUUCUCCAUGGCUACAGACCCAGGAGAGCCCACAGGCACUGAGCACUCAUCUGAGAAAGCUGAUGGAAAGAAGGAAGAGGAGGACAAGCAGCGGGAGGUCAGGAGAGACCAACAGAGGGAGAGGACACCUAACACCUUUUUGGGCCUCCCCUCCUCCCAGGCUCAAAUGGACUUAGAGAAAGGAGGAGAUGACAGAGGAGGAGGAAAUCGAGAAGCUGCCUUACAGAAGCUUGGAGAGACUCCGGUCCUAAUCCCUAUGCCUUCAGUUCCUGUCGAUACUGGUCAAAAACAACAGAGACGGGAAAAGCGUUUCUUCAGAAAGAGUGUGGAGAUCUGUGAUGUGGAUGAUGACAUAGGCAUGCCUCCUGACACCCCUCACAGUGCCCCCCACCUGGAGUUGCACUCAACAGAUUCAGUCUUUGACAGUGCACAGCAGCAAGGGGCUGCUUCUUCCUGUGUAGCCUUGGGGCAUGACCCCUCUCAGGGCCAUGAACCUGGAAAAGAUGUUCCUCCAUCUGCACCCACCCCAAGUGUGAGAGAGAGGGACCGUGAACAGGAGGAGGAAGCAGAGAUGAAGGCAGUAGCCACUUCCCCUGGUGGAAGGUUUCUUAAGUUUGACAUUGAACUUGGCAGAGGAGCCUUCAAGACUGUGUACAAAGGCCUUGACACGGAGACCUGGGUGGAAGUGGCUUGGUGUGAACUACAGGACCGUAAGCUGACCAAGGCGGAGCAACAGCGCUUCAAGGAGGAGGCAGAGAUGUUGAAAGGUCUUCAACACCCCAACAUAGUGCGCUUUUAUGAUUCCUGGGAAUCUGUGCUGCGUGGAAAGAAGUGCAUUGUACUGGUCACUGAGCUAAUGACAUCAGGAACACUUAAAACCUACCUUAAGCGCUUCAAAGUGAUGAAACCCAAAGUCCUGAGAAGUUGGUGCAGGCAAAUUCUGAAGGGCCUUCACUUCCUCCACACCAGGACUCCACCGAUUGUGCACCGGGACCUCAAGUGUGACAACAUUUUCAUAACAGGCCCCACAGGGUCAGUUAAGAUAGGUGACCUGGGACUGGCCACUCUUAUGAGGACCUCCUUUGCAAAAAGUGUCAUAGGAACCCCAGAAUUCAUGGCUCCAGAGAUGUAUGAGGAACACUAUGAUGAAUCAGUGGAUGUCUAUGCCUUUGGGAUGUGUAUGCUGGAGAUGGCUACUUCAGAAUACCCCUAUUCUGAAUGCCAAAAUGCUGCUCAGAUCUAUCGCAAAGUCACAAGUGGUAUAAAACCAGCCAGCUUUGAUAAAGUCAAUGACCCAGAAAUCAAGGAAAUCAUUGAAGGCUGCAUUCGUCAGAACAAAAGCCAGAGACUCUCCAUCAGAGACCUCCUGAAUCAUGCAUUCUUUGCAGAGGAUACAGGAGUAAGAGUGGAACUGGCAGAAGAGGACAACGGCGCCCAGGAUUGCCUGGCUCUCCGAAUUUGGGUGGAAGACCCAAAGAAGUUGAAGGGGAAACACAAGGACAAUGAGGCCAUUGAGUUCACCUAUGACCUGGAGAAUGACAUUGCUGAGGAAGUAGCUUUGGAAAUGGUGAAGUCAGGCUUCUUUCAUGAGAGCGAUGCAAAGGUGGUGGGAAAAUCCAUCCGGGAUCGAGUGAAUCUGAUCAAAAAGUCAAGAGAGCGUCGACAGCAGCAGCAGCUUACUCAAGGCUUUGAUGACAGAAGGGAUUCUACUGUCACCUCUUAUGUUUUUUCUUACCCUUCAUGCCCAUCCUCACUAAUGGUUGGGGCAGCUGGACAAACAGGAGGUGGUGAAAGUGGAGCUGGAGGAGUGGUUCAGGAGUCUGAGGAGCUGCCUGAAGUUGACCAGCAUGUCAUGCAGCAACAUGUCCUUAGCUUGCCAGAAAUUGAAAGUGUUGGGUCUGCCAGCUGUGAGUCAUAUGCAAGCGGACAGAGCAUGGCACUUUCUCUGCAGGGGGAAACUUAUUCCCACUCCCAGAUAACUCCUCAACCAUUGCUAUCUGUCACUGGUGCAUCGGCUGAAACUCAAAUACUCUGCACUGACGAGACUGGAAGUGUUCCAAAUCUGCCUCUUGUUCAGAGUGUUAGUAUGUCUAAUGUGUGCAUUCCCAAGACUGAAGGGGGAUCUGUUGGUCAAGCAUUUCUUCAACCCAGUCCUGUUGUUCCACAGAUAUCCCCGAGUGUACCGCAACAAUAUCUUCAGUCACAAACAUUUCCAUCAGAUGCAUUCCAGCCACUCACUGCUCAUGGAUCCGUGGCUCCCUCACAGUCGAACAUACCUCCCAUUUCUCCCCAAGCUCCCAUUGAUGUUUUCCCCACAACUAUGUCUAUCAGUGACCCUGCUGAAAUUACAGGGACAGCUAUGCUCCACACUCAGCUACCUGCUUCUCCCAUGCAGCAGGCUGACAUUAUUCCCCACUCCACUCCCCAGCAAACACAGUGUUUUGUUAUUCCACAACAGUGCAUUAUUACACAACAGCCAGACAUGGUUUCCCAGACCUUCACCCAUCAGCAGCAACCACAACCACCCACAUCAGUUGAACAUCAACAAAUUAAUGCCACUCAGCUGCAUCCAGAAAAGCAACAUCAUAGCCUUCCAGCUACAGCUAUCCAAAAGCAUCACCGUGAGCCAGAGCAGGAGAUUUUUGUACAGCAACCUGUUCAAAGUGUCCAGUCAACUCCUCAACAGCAAAUGAGGCCCACACAAACAAGCAUGGAGCCUCAAGCUUUGUCAGUGCCUCAGCCAGGGGAACAAGCUCAGGCUUAUAAACUGCAACCAACAGGAGAAACGUGUGAGCAGACCGUCAGACAAUCACAACUACAGCAGCAGCUUCAGCAACAGCAAUCUCUUUUACAACAGCAGCAACAGCUACUUCAGCAGCAACACCUGUUGCUCCUUGAACGACACCCAUUGUAUGUCCAGAAGCUUGAUCAACAGCAACAAAUGACGCUGCUUCAACAACAGGAGCACCAGACGCAGCUGCAACAACAGAAAGUACUGCAACACAAACAAAUCACGGAUCAACAGCAAGCUUCUCUAUAUCAGAAAUAUGAGCAGCAACAGCAAAGUCUUCUGCUUCAAGGACAACCUACACAAACACAAGUGCAACAACAACCACAGAUACCUUCACAACAGCAGAUACAACAGUUAUAUCAGCAAACAGGGCAGCAGCAGGAAGGAAUAACUCAAACAGAAGCAGAAACACAAGAACAAAGUGGACAACAACAGCAAAAUACUACACUGCAGCCACAACCUCAGCAAACACAGCAGAAAUGUGAACAAGUUCAACAGCAAACCAUAUUCCAACAGAUAGAACAGCAGCAAGCAUUAAUCCAGCACCACUUGCAAAAGCAGUUAAUUUUAAAGCAGUCCCAGUUACAACAGGCAGCUCAGCUGCAACAGCAAGAACUGCAACAAGUACAACUUGAACAAAACCUGGAGCAACUUCAGCAGAAAGCUCUGUUGCAAAAGCAGUUUGAAAAACAACUUCAAAAUCUCCCCUCAGACCAACAAAGUGCUGAAUUUUUACAGCAUCUGGCUCAUAUGAAGCUUCAAAAUCAAGAGAAAUGGCAGCAGCAACAAACUGCCAUCAUUCAGCAUCUGCAUCAAGCUGACAAAAAAGAAACUAUUCCUACACCUCAAAGCAGCAGUGAGCUGCAGAUUCCGCCACAAUCGGCUAACAUGCAACAGAUAUGUAACCCCCAACUUACCACUCUUCAGUCUGCACAGCAGUCAGCUAAGCAAGACACUAUGGAGCAACAGCAGCAGCUAGCACUUAUUCAGCAGCAAGCUUUUGUUGCUCAGCCACAACACCACACCUCCACGGAAACCCAUCGAACAGUUGGAGUUCCUGUGACCAUUGAAGGACUACAAGACCAAACUGAUGUAAUUUCUCAAGUACAAGUCCCAGUGACCAUACAGACUACCCCCAUUCCUGUCCAGACAGCUCCUGUUUUCUUAGGACAGCAGGGACAAAGUCCAUUUCACCCCCAGAACCAGAUUCCAGCCCAAUUUUUAGUCCAGUCUGUGCCCCAAGCCUCUCAAACUACAACUGUGGUCAGUGUAUCUGCCCCAACAGCCGUGAUCCAAGGACAAACGCAAGUCUUGCAGGCACAGCAAAUUCCCUUACAGUCUAGUUAUCCUGGACCUGUAACUCCUACUCAGGCUCAGGUAACUGCUCAGUCAUUUAUCCAGACUCAACCUCAACAUACAACUAAUCUACAGCUCCAGCCUGCACAUGGCAAAGUUCCAGACAUCAAUAUUCAGAUGAUGGGCCAACAAAACCAAACCGCUGCCCAACCUUCAGCUGCAGUUGCUUCUCUUCCAACUCCAGUACAGCAUGAGACUUACGUUCAGCAAGGUGCUCUAAUGAAGAGCCCCAUCCAGCCCAAACUCCAACAAGAAACUCAAGGCCAACCGCCUUGUCAGCUGCUUUCUCACCCUGGCCUAAUGAUUCCACAGUUUGUCUCACAACCUCCCCACCAAGACAUACCAUCUGCGCAGCACAACAUGACUCAUGCUUCACAUCAGGUGCAUCAGCAACCAGUAAUGCAGUAUCAGCAGAUGAUUCUGUCUCCAGGCUCGGCUGAGAGUGCUGUAACAACAACUGAGAGUCUCGCUCAUCCAGCUGACCCUGUUAGCGUUCAUGUUGCUCGUCUUUCAGUGCAAACUGGACAAGGAAUAGUUCCAGGACAAGCAGCACUAUAUCCAGUUGCUGCAGUCCACCAAAUGUUAAUUGGAAGCUCUGCAGAGUCUUCCAUCAUUCAGCCCACCUCUAAGCCAUUUAUGCCUCAGCCUGCUGAGCAGCCUCAGCAACAAAACCAAAAUCUUUCUCCAGUCCAUCAACCCCCAGGAAAUUCUACCGCACCGCUUCAGUUACCAGUACAGCCCCUCCAAACUCCCAACCAGCAGCCAUCUUUUCUACAACAAACCUUGACAACACUUGACAAAAGUCAGCUUCCUUCUCAGUGCCCUUCACACGUGUUGAUACAGUCCUCUGCACAGUCAAAACCCAGUAAUGUUUCCGUGCCUCACUCACCCACUAAGACUCUCCCUCUGUAUAGUCACUUAGUGACAGGGACCCCUUCAUCUCCACAGCAUCAUGCCAAGCAGCUUCUCCCAGCCCACACACAUACACAAACCUGCAUUCAUGCCCAGACACACUCUCAAACACAGACACUGGUUCAAACACAGACUCAUUCUCACACUCAGACAGACCACAAGACAUCAGAUUCUGAAGAAUCUCUUUUGCUUAACGCUAUGUCUGAUGCGCAACAACUGCCCCUGAGCCCUUCAUGUCCUUCCACAACACUACCAUCUGCACUACCCCAACAACCUGUCCCUGCUGCAGAGCUUUCUACAUCUUCGCAACCAGCCCAAGUAUCUUUACCAGGGCAGGCCAGCUUUGUACCUACCUCUCCUCAGCCUGCCUCUGCACAACGAUUGCUUGACUCUAAUGCUCCCAAACCCUCCCAAGCCUCGCUGCAAGAGUGUGACAUUUCCCUGCUGGGCACCGCUCAGGAUGGGCCACACCUGGCAAGCGCAGAAUGUCAUUCUUCAACAGGGUCUGUUUCAGUAAAUGGAGAAGACAUUCAGCACAAUUUGGGAAAUGGAAAAUCUGAGAAGUCAAAAUCUCAGAAAAAGGCUUCCUCUCAGAAAGCUGACAAAGGUUCACAUCAGUUUCAACUGAGCAUGCUCCAGGUGUCUGGGAAGGGAGACAAUUUGGUAGAGUGUCAGUUAGAGACUCAUAGUAACAAAAUGGUGACAUUCAAAUUUGAUAUUGAAGGAGAUGCUCCUGAAGAUAUUGCAGAUUACAUGGUAGAGGAAGACUUUGUCCUAGAUUUAGAGAAAGAUAAAUUUGUGGAGGAGCUUAAAUCAAUUGUGAAAAAAGCCCAAGAAAUUCUUCAGACACAUACACAGACUGGAUCAACUGACCAGUUACAAGUGAGCAGUCCCUCCACCUCUGUAGUGGAGUCAGUGCCCCAGUCAUCACCAGUGGGACGCUGGCGCUUCUUUAUCAACCAGACCAUUCGUCACAGAGACUCCCUGUCUAGCCAGGGUGCAGUCACACCACCACCAACUGUUGAGACAAAAAUCCCACAGUCUCCUCAAAAGGGUGAAGCCUCUGCUGUUCCUGUCCCUGCCUCGGCCUCUGUUGCUGACACUAUGGCCUUUGAAACCAUCUCUGGACAAGCUUCUGCUCCGGUCAUUGACCCUUCAGUUGACCAGAUUCCCAGUUCUCUUUCAACUACAGCAAACCCAACCCCUGCUAAUGUCCCCACCUUGAACGCCACUCCUGCUCUCAUGUCUCCCCCAACCAGCACCAUAGUUUCCAGUAACCUUACCCCUGCAGUCACCAGUGUUUGCUCCACUCUAGGUCAGAGUAUAGAAGAUGCAUCAAGGCUGUCAGCAGUUGAAAAGUCUUCAACCUCUUUUCAUUCCACUCCUGUGGCUGCAGUAAGUCAACUUCCCAUUGAGGAACAGCAGACAUUUUCCCAAAUGGCCACCACAGUGCCACUGCAAUCACAGCUGCAAGUACAGCCUUCGUCACAGCAACAAGCAGCAACACAACCACAGCUGUUAGCACUGCAGUUAACACCAAAACAACAGCUAUCGCAGUGCCAUGAAAACCCAGAUCAAAGUUUGCUGCAGCAAGAGCAGCCACUCCUGCAGGAACCACAACUACUGCAAAGGCAUACAGCUGUUCAACAACUUCCUGAGACAUUGGUGUUGCCUCAGUCAAUUCAAAGAGAGUUGCUUCAACCGUCUGCACAGUCGCUGCAGAUUCUGCAACCAUUGCCCCUACAACAAAACCAGCCACCACAACAGCAACCGUUGCAAUAUGCUGGACAAAUGAUUCAGGACUCUCUGAUUCAGCAGCUACCACAGCAAGUUCUGACACCUCAGUCUCUUAUAGUCUCCCAGCAGCAGGAGCCACAGCAUCAACAGGUAGUCUUGCAACAUAUGAUGCAGCAAAAGCAAAUGUUGCAGCCUCAGCUGCAGCAACAACAGCAGCAACUCUUUGUAGGUGUAGCAGCUCAAGGUCAAAUGUUGCCCACAUCCAUAAGUCAACAGUUUCUCCAACAGCAGGCGCAGCUAAAUGUUACCCCUUUACCACAACAUCAUAUUUCACAACCGAGCCAAGCGCCUGCAGAGCCUGUGCAGCCACAAGCACUUCUUCAACACUCUGAGCAGCAAUAUGAUAGGACUAAAACCACAGAUUCAUCUCAGAAGCAGCUGCAGUUUGCAAGUCAGAAGCAGUCCUCUUUACAGAUGUCUGAAUCAGAGGUCUCUACAGGAGAGACGAGCAUCACAGAGGACACAGGCAGCUUUUCUGGCCCGCUUCACCCUUCGUCUGAUUCCUCUCUGCCUCCGCUCCAUCUCGCCUCGGCUGAACCCCACCUGCCCAGCCUUUCCCUAACAAUGACACCAUCCCCUGGUCAGCCAUCCUCCGUGGCUGAGUCAGACAGUGAAGGUCCCCCAAAAAUUGAAUUUGUUGACAACCGUAUUAAGACUUUGGAUGAAAAGCUGAGGAACUUAUUGUAUCAGGAGUACAGCAGCGGGGGAACGCUACCUGGAGCUGCCUCUGUUUCUACAUCAGCUGCCUCUAUGUCAGCGGGAGGCGAUGAAUCGUCUGAGCCCCAGGCACUCCAGCGUUUGUCUUUUCACCCACCGGCCACUUCCUCAGACACUUCCUCCCAUUCUCCAUCCUCAACUACCUCCUCCACCACUCCCCGUUCCUCUUCUACCUCUCCUGAUCCAGAGAGAGGUAGAGGGGAAUAUGAAGCUUUAUCAGAAGUUGGAAACCUUGUUCUGUCUGAACCCGUAGAGCAGCAACCCAUCCCCUCUGUCCCGUCUGCUUCUGCCUCAUCCACCAAGCCCAUUUCUUUCUGUGCUCCCAGUAAGGAUGGUAUUGCUGGAUCCCAGCACUUACUUGUAUCAGGAGAACCAACUGUCCCUGCUGUACACCCACACUCUGACACCAGUGCCGUCGGAGAUUCAUCAUGGCCUUUCAGCCAGCAACCCAUCUCCCUCCAGCAUGGACAGCAGCAGCACAAUGCAGGAGGUGGAUAUUUUGGCCUAAACCUGACAUGUCCUAAUAUCAGAAAUCCGGUUAGCAAGAAAUCCUGGACUCGAAAAAUCAAAAACUGGGCAUGCAAACUGCGCCACUCCUCCAGCUUGUUCAAGAAGCCCAGAGUCCCACAAGAGGAAUAUUUGUACAGUGAGGCACUUGACGAUGACAAGAAGGAGACACCAUUAAGCUCACCUCAGCUGUGCAAAGGUCGAUUUCAGGUGAAUCCAGUCCCCCAGAUCUCCUCUCAAAAGGAUCUGCCUUCAGGUCAGAGUAGCACUCAUAGGAAAGUGGGACGUUUCUCUGUAACGCGGACCGUGACGAAGAAAGAAGCCAGACAAACUGAUAGCUCACCAGUGUCUCCUGAUUUGGGACGCGAUAGGAGGAAAACUCAGGCUAAAGAAUGGGACAAAGAAGACUGCAAGAUGGCCCCAUCGAAGGGCCACCCUUCUCGUGGUUUUGGGCACAGCCACUCUCCACUUGGCAGCAGUGAUGAUGAUGAUGAUGAGAGUGAGCUGGAAGAUGAAGGGCUUAGAAGAGAACUUCAGAAGCUCAGAGAAAAGCACAUCAGAGAGGUUGUUUCCCUUCAAGCCCAGCAGAACAGAGAACUCCAAGAGCUCUACAAACAGCUUCGUUCUCUCAAAGACCAAAGACAAAGUUUACCUGCCUCUCUGUGCCGAACUCUUCCUCUUCCUGCUGCGCUGCCUGUCGUUUCUCCACGCAGGUCCCGAAUGGGCAAAGCUAAGCUUCGCUCCCGGCCCCACUCUCACAUGGACAACAAUGGAGUUCCACACUCUGGGAUUCAGCAGUCAAGUAGUUUUUUGGGUGGCGAACAGGGUAGACUCCGCUCUGCAGUGCCUGAUAGAAAAGAUCUCAGUCCAUCAAGGAAAAGCACAUUCACUGAUGAAUUGCACAAACUUGUUGACAAUUGGACAAAGGAGGCAGUAGGUCCCGCUCCAAUCAAGCCAUCUCUGAAUCAAAUCAAACAGAUUCAGCAGGUACAGGGAGGCUGGAGCCAGUCUGCAGAGGUGGGCCGACCAGGUUGGUUUCCAGCAGCCCAACUGAACCCCCAGGCACCUUUGGCCUCCUCUCCUUAUGCAGGUGGAGGAACCCUCAACACCCUGGCCUCUCCGGCUCCUCCACCCCCACAAUCACACAUGGGUCAAGUACCGCAGAUGCAUCAGAGUUUACACGUCCAUCAGCCUCCCCCCCUUCAGCAGAUGACCUAUCAGCAGUCUCCUAUGUGCCAACAAAUGCCACAACCUCGGAUGCAAACCUCCAUACAGUCACAGGUGCAACCCACCAUCCUGCUGCCCCAACCAACACCUCAAAGCCAACCGCUGCUGCCUUCCCAAACCCAAAUCCCAGUGUCCACGGCCACGUCGCUGCUGCAUGGAGGUGGACCCAGCGUACCCACUGACAGCACCGCAGUUAUUGGGGGUGUAUUUUGUUCCUGUUCCUCCCCCUCGUCUACCUGCUCUUCAUCUUGCUCAACUGCUGCUCUACCUUCCAGUGCCAAAACUCACCCAACAACCCCAACCUCUGCUCUUCCUUUGGGACAAAAAUAAAACCAAAAGAUUUGAGAAAUAAAUGUGAAGCUCCAAGAGAUGGAGAUACCCCAGUGAUUUGAAACAUAAAGCUAAUUCAUUUUGGAGUGAUGAUUAAGUGUUAUAUGUGUGGGUAACCUGUGAGUGAAGUGAAUAUAUGUAUGCCUGCAUGGUUCUUAGCCUCCUCUCCUUAUGAGGAAAGGAGGCUCCUGUGGAAGAAAAAAAUAACAGAUUAAUAUCAAAUUCAGCUGCUGGAGUUACGGAUGAUUGGAUGUUGAUGUGUAAACGUCUUUAAUGUAUGGGUGGGUGCAUUUAUGAGUGUGGCUGCAGUAUUUGUUGAAUAUUUGAGAACAUAUCACAUGAUGAUGUCCUUGGUUGGAAAACAAAAUCUUUUUCCCUGCAAACCAACUCCGCUGGACCUGGAGCCUCUGAAAGCAGCGACAGCGAGGACAAAUAAUUUUACUGUGGCAUUAUUUUUGGCUCAGUUAGCCAACGCUUACAGUGAAAGAACUAUCACGUUUAAAAGUGCAAUUAAUAAUGGUCAUCUGAGUUGAUCAGCAUGUAUUGUAUUAAUCGAUUUGUCUGAAAAAGCAUACAACUUUUUUGUAGAUACAGUGAUUAUUGCCAGAUCAAUAGAUACAUUUUCAAAUGUUUUUUUUUAAACUAGGUUUGCAGCACAAUAUAUAAUGAAGAUAAAUUAAACAGAAAAUUACAUAAUUAAGCUUGGCCGACCUGUGCGCCCACUCUCAUCUCACCUCAGUCACCAUGAUGCAAUCUAACACAUGUGGUGUUGUGUUUCCUACAGCAUGUCAUUUUUUGUCUUUGUAACGAUGCAAGUUUAAAAUUAUACAUUGAUUCAUUGGAAUCGUGUUUUAGUGAACACCUGGAAACUUUCCACUCGACUCUGCAAGACCUCAUGAUUUGUGGAAGCUGCUUCCACCUGCAGUACACACACACACAAUCUCUGUAUAGUUUGGAGCCUAAAAUGGUAAACAUAGCGUCGUAGAUACAAUCUGAUUUCUCCAUAUCAAGUUAAGCGGGGGUCGUGCUAAAGGCAAAGAGGAAAAACGAAAAGGUCAAGGUCAUACAAACUAGGGAAACCAUGCUGAAUUAGUCAUUUCAAUGUUACUUUUGAUAACUGUGUUGUCAUGGGCGCAUGACUGUCUGUUCAAAAGAGAGCAAAUGGUGAGAGUCGCAUUGUGUUCUGUAAAAUGAAUUGCAUCUCUUUUUCUUUCAUUGAAAGAAGCUUCUCAGAUGUCGCUGUGCUCACUCACUGUGUGGAAAUGUUUACUCUGCCUGUGUUCUAGGCUUGCCUCCUCAGACGACAGAAAGUAAUAAAAAGCUAUUAGGUCUUAAUGGUUGUAAGUUUGAUGUUAAAUAUGGUUGAGAAUACUUCACACAUUGAGUUAUUGCAAUGCCACAUAAAAGUGCUAAUGCCCUUUGACGAUUUUACACACAAACAACCACAAACUUCACUGCAUUUUAUUUAGAUUUUUUAUUGUUUAGAAAGGAGUGAAUAAUUGUGAAGUGGAAGGAAGUUUGUUUUUCAAACAUUCUUUCUACAAAAUAGUGAAGCAUUCACAUGAAUUAAUCCACCUAAGGUAAUACUUUGUAGGAACAAGUUGUCCAGCAAGGCUUUGCAUAUCUAGAGACUAAACUUUUUGCCUAUUUUAUUCUCAAAAUAGCUGAAGCUCAGUCUGGUGUGAUGGAAGGUUUUUGUUGACAUCGGUUUGCAGGUAUUGCCAGAUGCUCAGUUGUAUUUAGGUUUAGGCCAUUCGAACACAAACAUCGUCUGACCUAAACUGUUUUAGCUCUGGUUGCAUGUUUCGGAUUGUUGUGAAGGUGAACAUGCAUGUGAUUCUCAAGAAUGGCGGCUUCCAUAAUUAACGCCUUUUAAUUUUCUCAUCACCUCUGACCAGCUUUCCUUUCAAUGCUGAUGAAAAGCUUCCCUACAGCUUGUUGCUACCAUUUUCAUAUUGGGCAUUCCGUGAUCAGAGUGUUAUAAAUUUAUCACACAUUUGAAAUACAAGUUCAGUUUUACUUUCGUACUUUCUUUCAACAAUUUACCAAUCUUGCCUCUUUCCCUUAAUAUAUACAUUAGUGAAGUGCAUGACUAAUGGUGAACUGUUUGGGAUGUUUUAUAACCUAACCCUGUUUUUUUAAACGACUCCACCAUUUCAUCUUCGUCCUGUCUGCUGUUAUUCUUGGUCUGCAUGAAGCUGUUUGUUCACUAAUGUCCUCAAACACACCUCUGAGACUUUCAGAGAAUAAGUGGAUUUAUACUGAGAUUAAGUUACACACAGGUGGAUUUUAAUUAGGUCACACCUGACAGUAAGUCAGAUGUGAUGUAAUAAGUUGCACUGAAAUUUAUUUAAGGGGGUAUAGAGUAAAAUGGACUCUAUGCAAAUUCAUGCCACACUUCAGGUUUUUUAUUUUAAAAAUAUUCUAGAAACAUUAUUUUCCUUCCACUUCACAACUACCCACUGCUUGCUCUAUCACAGAAAGUACAUGUAUACUUCACUGAAUUUUGUGGUUGUAAUGUGAGAAAAUGUGAGAGAGUAUGAAUAGUUUUUGAAGGCACUGUAUUUUGUUUACCUUUGAUCAUUUUAGCCGUGAACUAUUUGGUUUUUGGUCCUAAUCUUCGAGUUGAUCAGAAGUGAAAAUGUGGAGCUUAAACAAAUUAAAUCUGCCGGGCCCUAUUUUUUUAAACCCAUUUCAAGUGUACAACAACUGCAAUCGGCAUUUGAUGCAUUGCCAGUUUGUUGAUCUAAUAAUUCAUUUAUACAUAGGAAUGUUUUAAAAUUGAUGGCUAUGUGUUUAUUAGCUCACUCUGUAGUCAAAGCAGAGUUCAGUUUUAAUGGUUAAAGAGAGAUUGUAAGGUUUGGAAGACAUGAGAUUGCGCAAAGUCAAUCAGAUAUAAAUAACAAAUGGUUUACGGAGGAGUCGUUCAUACUAAAGGGUGUGGUUGAGAAACUACAUGCUGUAGAGUAUAAAUUCAAAGGUUUCUUGUAUUUUUAGCUUUUUGAGAAUUCCUACAUUUUUACUAAGAUGUAGUGCACUGCUAGUGAAGGUGAGAUACUGUGCUGUGAUGUCUGAUACUAACAUGUGUCUAACAACAUUUUUUGGGUCAUGACAAUGAAGCCUACUUUGUCUUUAUGAGUGUAACCAAAUUGUUAUCUAAAAGAUGCUGAUUAUUUUUGUAUUUUGGAACAGGAUUGUACAAACUGUAAAAAAUGUAUGCUCAUCAUUAUAAACUCAAAGUUAAUAAAAAUUAGAAAGCGACCCUGUUUUCAUAGGGCCUUCAUAACUUGGUAUAUAACACCUUGUCAGGCAUGAUGGGGGGUUUUCUUAUAUUUGUAGAGGAAAUUGGCAAUUUCUGACAUUUUGCUUCACUGUUGAAAGCUUUGAAUUGUGCUAAAAUAAUUGACACCAGCUUUCCUAUUGUUCCAGGUAGAUUAAAAUACACUAAGUAAUGCAACAACAAUCUUCGGAGUCCCAAAACAACAUGGCUAAGAAUGACUGAUAAAAGUAUAUUGGUGGGAAAAAAAAAGUUUAGAGAAAAACCAGAAAGUAUGUUGCUGAUGAUUAAGCCUCUGUAAAUUGUAACUAAUUUGAUUGUUGAUUUUAUUUAUGUUUUGUAACUAAUCAAAAUAAAUAUUACAAAACCUUUU